Messenger RNA from Acaulospora colombiana, 648 nucleotides. The record is from the annotation of a GenBank genome assembly. NCBI's taxonomy places the organism in Eukaryota, Fungi, Glomeromycota, Glomeromycetes, Diversisporales, Acaulosporaceae.
AUGGAAGAACAUGAGGCUCAGAAGAAGGUCAACUAUGAGGUUCGAGAUCAGCUCCCAAAGGAAGUUUCCAAGAAUGCACUCAGAAAGAGAACAGAAAGAGCCAGAAAAAUCUAUGAUCUUUUUUUUCGUAUUGGUGGAGACAAAGUUCAAAGGAUGACAUAUAUUCAACAAAUAAAAACGUUUACUGCACCAUCGAUUUCAAAUUUAAGUUCGGAAAAUAUCAAAUACGUAGCAUUACAGGGUCUUUGGGAAUGGGAAAAUGGAUCUGUUCUUGUUACCGAAAUUCCCUCAAAAUUUCACGAGAUUUGCGUCGGUACAAUUACGGUGGAAUUGGGUAUAGCACUUCAAGCCCUGAGGAAAUCUCCUGCCGGCUUUCUUUUUUAUGGUGCGACAACAACAACCUCAGGUAGAUCAGGAAAAGAAGCAGAUGUGUCUAUUCGACCCAAAGGAAAACCUCAAGUGCCCCGUGGUGGAUCUGAUGGGAGGAAUGAACCCUGGCCCAGUCUUGUAAUAGAGGUCGCUUAUGCCGUAACUGAGGCGGAACUUAAGAAGAAAAUAGAGACUUACCGGCUCGCUCCUAAUAGAGCUCACGAUGCAAUUGGCAUUAACUUUAACUAUAUACCAGGCAUGUGCCCAACGGAGAUGACG